This is a messenger RNA of Nasonia vitripennis (jewel wasp), 784 nucleotides long. RefSeq lists its product as uncharacterized. The transcript is spliced from 3 exons. Lineage: Eukaryota; Metazoa; Arthropoda; Insecta; Hymenoptera; Pteromalidae. The record is from RefSeq and is a predicted model, not a curated record. Bases 261 to 656 code for a protein of 131 amino acids.
CAGACGAAAUAAAACUAAUUUCAAGUCGGUCAGUAAACUUUGUUGCUCCUCACAGAGCGACUGCAUUUUCGGCUACCCAUGAUCUGUUUAGUAUUUGUUAUUAUAAAGUGAUAGAACCGCAUAAGUUAUUUUGCGCUCAAUUCAACACUCAAAUACACAAAUUUAGGGUAACUUUGGAGUUACCCGAAAUCGCUGAAUGGAUAACCUUACGUAACCUGCCUGAUGGAGGUUUUAUACUGGCUACCGGAUAUUGCGAGAAUAUGAAAUUCGAAAAGACAGAUUUCUGCAGGGGAUUUCGUGUACAGAAAGUUGCUGCAAAUGGAAAAGCGUCUCAGGAACUGUACAUUGAUGGACUUCAAAUACCAAAAGGUGGUAAGGAGGAUAUCAAAUACGACGCUAUUAUCAGUGAAAACAAUAAAGGAUUCGAGAAAGAUGCAGUUAUGUCUACGUAUCACUGCAAUAGAGUCAUUAGUCUGGAAUGGAUGGAGACGAUAGAUUUUGUUCACUCUUCAUUGAUUUCAACAGCUAUCUACGCAGUACAAACAUCUGUUAGAUGCGGAUGGUGUAGAGCCGACAAAUUGAAGGUGAAAUCAUUAUGCUUUUACACCAUUAGACUUUCCUCUGAGGACACUAUACAACUACAUAACAAAGGUUAAAUUUAAAAAAAAGAUUAUUAUAAAAGUUCGUAGAAUUAGUAUUCACGGUGGUAUUUCCGAUAAAGAGUCGUUUAUCACGCUCCCGCAGCUCCUUAUAAAAACCCCAUGAAUUACAAUGCAUACAAAAA